ACCAAGGUCGUGGAUUGUUGUCGAGACUCGAUUUUUUACAUGCGGAACUACACAGUUGUUCUACACCAUAGGUAUGCAUCAUAUUCCAGUUUCCGAUACGCGGUUGCUUGUACUGCAAGUGCCAAAUGCAGCAAUACAUCAGCAUAUAACCGUUACUCACACAUGUAUGACGCAAAAACCCGCGACAUGAAUGACCAAAUACCGAUGCACAGUGCCUUGGAACCACUCAAAUGGCUAGUAGGAACGUGGCGCACGGAAAAACCUGCAUCCGGGCACUUCCCGACGAUCGAACCGUUCGAGUAUUGCGAGGAAAUCAAUUUUUCAUCGAUCGGCCAACCGAUGCUCAAUUAUACCGCUCAAAGCUGGCACCCCGUCAAGAAAUGCCCUAUGCACCGAGAAGUCGGUUUCCUCAAAAUUACUCCAAAGACGAACGACGUGUCGCUCCUUUUGACUCACAAUUUUGGAUUGUGCACCGUCGAGGAGGGAUGCGUUACCGAUCACGAAAUAGUACUCAAAAGUACCAGUAUUUCAAGGAAAACCGGCCCGUACAAAGCACCAGCUGUUUUAGAGAUUAAACGUGAAUUCAAAUUGGUGGGAGAUGCGCUUCAUCACACUCUUCACAUGGCUACGGAGAAAACGACAGAGCUAACUCCCCAUUUGGAAGCAGUUUACAAGAAGCAGUAAAAUUAACUCUCCGAAGGAAAUUUUUUCGUUAAUUCAUGUUACGAUAAAGAUAAAAGUCAUACAAGUGUAUAUAUUAUCUACCCUGUAUGCAUAAGACUUUGAUAGAUUUUUUUAAUUACUUACAAUAAAGCAUAAUUAAAUUUU
This is a messenger RNA of Copidosoma floridanum, 828 nucleotides long. Its product is annotated as peroxynitrite isomerase THAP4. Lineage: Eukaryota; Metazoa; Arthropoda; Insecta; Hymenoptera; Encyrtidae. The record is from RefSeq and is a predicted model, not a curated record.